AUGAAACGACGGAUCACCUAUGUCCAGCGCGUCAAUGCGCCAUUUGAGCCUGAGCAAGCUGUCUUAACCAGCAAACAUUUGUCUGUCCGCAACCUAGACGCCGCGCGGGAGGACCGCAUCACGGUCGGACUGGACGAGCUGCCAACAGAGCUACGCGCCAUCCUCGAGCAAUCCCAUGAGCUCCACCUCCGCUGGGCCUCUGAGCGGUCCUACGAUGCCGUCGCACCCUUCGUCAGCCGGGUUUCACCCGGUCUGCAUGUGCAUUAUACUCCAUUAAAUGCAGAUGAAUUUCCGGAGACAUUGUGCUCGCUGCUCCGCACUAUCGUUGAACCUGGUGAAGGUGCUCAAUAUAAGGAUUGUUCGACGCCAAAGGAUUCGUUCAUUACACCCCCACUUCUCUCGACGAGAUUCGCUUCCUCGGCUUCCCUCCAAUACCAUACUCGCCUGGAGUCGCUACAAUCUCUGAGUAAAUGGAUCCGAGACUCUAUUUGCGUGCAGAGCAAGGAUGCUACUGAGUGCCAUGCUCGUGCCGAUUCGCUUCUGUUGGCAGACUCGGUAGAUGUAGACUAUGAUAGCAUUUCUCACGCCUUGACUGUGUCUGGUCUCUGGACCAAUCCACCUCCGGGCGGCUGGGUAGAGCAGCUUGAUAAGCCUUCUUCUUCGACUGGCCAGCUUGAAAUCGGUAUCCUAGGCGCCGAGCCGGGUCUUGAGCCGGAAGAGAUCAAGAUGGGUGGCCUUUUGGCUGUCGUUGGAGAGGACAAGAAGCUAAAACCCACCAUGUUCUCGUUCCCCUCCCGACACCAGCCUCUACUGGAGCCUGCCACCUACACAGUCUCUUUUGCUCCCCCAACAGGUCUACAUCCAACAAUGUCCAUCUCUAUGCCCCGAUCAUCUCUCAAACGACCACCGGCUCCAAGUGAGGCAACCUGUGCACUGCACACAUAUCUAACCCUCCCAUCUACCAUCUUCGGAGACCAAUACCAGCUUGGAACAACAGACAAUCUCUUCCUCGAGUCACACAACCUAGUAGCCCUCCGCGCCCUGUCAGGCGAGAUGGACCUCGAAGCCCCAGACUGGGUCGUCGACCGCUGGGGGUCAACCUGGCUCCUCGAGCUAGCCAUUCCACUUGAGGAGUCCGUCGACUCCUCGAAUUGGACAGCCACAGUCCCUCUGCACCUCCGAUACCUCCCACCAUCAGAAACUGGAUACCGUACCGCACAUGUUCCUUGGCCAGUCGUAUUCUGGGCAUGCACCUCAGAGGAAGGAACUAAGAUGGGCGUGAAUCCCUUCGACCGCACUAAUUUAGGCUGGGAUGGUCUUUUCGGUCCGCGAACCAUGUUCUACCAGCUUCAACCUAGCUCAGGGCGUCUUGUAGAGGAUAUCGAGGUCCCUGUUUUGCACCUUGACGAUGAAGGUUUGUUCAAGUCCAAGAAUAUUGAGCUGGGAACCUGUGCGGUUAUCACACUUGGCUUCUUUUGGGUACUGUGGCGCCUUGCUCGGGUGGCUUGGUCGUCUGGUACUGCAUCGAAGCCAUCGAAGACUGUGCAUGAUAAGAAGGAAUGA
Molecule: messenger RNA, 1563 nt
Organism: Penicillium nucicola
Lineage: Eukaryota; Fungi; Ascomycota; Eurotiomycetes; Eurotiales; Aspergillaceae
Exons: 5
Coding region: 1-1563 (520 amino acids)
Biological process (GO): protein processing; GPI anchor biosynthetic process
Cellular component (GO): endoplasmic reticulum membrane; glycosylphosphatidylinositol-mannosyltransferase I complex
Molecular function (GO): mannosyltransferase activity
Source: RefSeq, a predicted model, not a curated record